Molecule: messenger RNA, 723 nt
Organism: Arachis duranensis
Lineage: Eukaryota; Viridiplantae; Streptophyta; Magnoliopsida; Fabales; Fabaceae
Product: 17.3 kDa class I heat shock protein
Biological process (GO): response to hydrogen peroxide; protein folding; response to heat
Source: RefSeq, a predicted model, not a curated record
CCAUGAUCAAGAAAACAUACAGAAGCAGUUCUCUGAUAGCAAACAAAGCCACAGAACACAACAAUCACUCUCUUUCGGAGUAGCAAGUAUAUCAUCUAAUAGAGGAAAAGAUGUCUCUGAUUCCAAGUUUCUUCGGUGGGCGAAGGAGCAACGUCUUCGAUCCUUUCUCCCUCGACGUUUGGGACCCCUUCAAAGACUUCCAAUUCCCGAGCUCUCUUACUUCUUCAGAGAAUUCUGCGUUCGUCAACACUCGUGUGGACUGGAAGGAGACUCCCGAAGCUCAUGUGUUCAAGGCUGAUCUUCCUGGUCUCAAGAAGGAGGAAGUGAAGGUUGAGAUCGAAGAUAACAGUGUCCUUCAGAUCAGCGGAGAGAGGAACGUUGAGAAGGAGGACAAGAACGACACCUGGCACCGUGUGGAGCGCAGCAGCGGCAAGUUCAUGCGGAGGUUCAGGCUCCCCGAGAACGCCAAGAUGGAUGAGGUGAAGGCAGCCAUGGAGAAUGGUGUUCUCACUGUCACUGUUCCCAAAGCAGAAGUUAAGAAACCCGAUGUUAAACCCACAGAUCACUGGUUAGACGUGCGUGAGAAUGAAGCAAUUCUGCAUCCAAUUAGCUGUUGAGUCUUGUUUGUUUUCCUCUUGUAGUAAUGCGUCUGUCUGUGUGUGUGUAAUCUCCGCUUAAUUCUGUUAUAUUUUGCUUGAAAAUGGUGUGAUUUCUUCAAAAGAA